AUGGCACAAUAUUGGACGCAUCUCGUUCGUUUCAUCGCUGAGGAAGAUGGUCAAGUGCAUCUGGGACAGGUAGACUCUACACAAUUUCCCGAUGUCGGUCUCGCCAUGUUGAACGGCGAAAAGGUGACGGUGAAGGAGAUCAAGGGGUCUGUAUUCGACGGUGUAGUUCAGAAUAGAGUUCAGAAUGUCUCUCAGCCUAUCAGUAUGGAAGAUUUCCCUCUCAUUCGCUGCAUGGGGCUCAACUACCGCGAUCACGCAUUAGAAGCCAAUAUGCCGAUUCCCGACGUGCCUGUACUUUUCAUUAAGCCCCGUACAGCUCUGAAUGGGCCACAGCCAGCGAGAAUCAAUGUACCGAAGAUCGCGCAGGAUGGCACGAGCGACUAUGUAGCGGACUUGUCAAUCAUUAUGUCGAAGACAGAGAAAGACAUCCCCGAAAAAGAUGCUAUGGAUUAUGUGCUUGGAUAUACCUCCAGCAACGACGUAAGCGCGAGAACACAGCAGUGGAAAAAUAGCCAGUGGUCAAUCGCUAAAGGAUUUGAUUUCUCCUGUCCGAUCGGCCCCAUUCUUCUCGCUCCAUCUGCCAUCAAGGACCCGCAUCAACUUGCAAUUAAAGCAAUCCAUAAUGGUAACAUAGUCCAAGGUUCAAAUACCCAGGAAAUGAUAUUUACUAUACCUCAAAUAAUUUCGUUCCUCUCUCAGGGAACAACUCUUGAAAAGGGUACGAUCAUCAUGACGGGAACUGGACCUGGUAUUGGGGCUAUGCGGGACCCCAGAGUUGUUCUGAACCACGGUGAUGAGAUUCGGGUGGAGAUUGAAAGAUUGGUACUUUGGUUAACACAGUCUACUAUGAAUAAAGAACCCAUUUGUCGUGUCUUAUCAUUAUCAUCUAUAUUAUAA
Molecule: messenger RNA, 897 nt
Organism: Penicillium cinerascens
Lineage: Eukaryota; Fungi; Ascomycota; Eurotiomycetes; Eurotiales; Aspergillaceae
Product: fumarylacetoacetate hydrolase family protein
Exons: 4
Coding region: 1-897 (298 amino acids)
Molecular function (GO): catalytic activity
Source: RefSeq, a predicted model, not a curated record